Molecule: messenger RNA, 729 nt
Organism: Pterocles gutturalis (yellow-throated sandgrouse)
Lineage: Eukaryota; Metazoa; Chordata; Aves; Pterocliformes; Pteroclidae
Gene: STC1
Product: stanniocalcin 1
Biological process (GO): intracellular calcium ion homeostasis
Cellular component (GO): extracellular region
Molecular function (GO): hormone activity
Source: RefSeq, a predicted model, not a curated record
AUGCUCCUAAAGUCUGGUUUUCUCCUGCUGCUGGUGAUCAGUGCGUCUGCAUCCUAUGAAGCUGAACAGAAUGACUCUGUGAGCCCCAGGAAACCCAGGGUUGCAGUCCAGAACUCAGCCGAGGUGGUUCGCUGCCUGAACAGUGCCCUGCAGGUGGGCUGCGGAGCCUUCGCCUGCCUGGAGAACUCCACGUGCGACACGGAUGGCAUGUACGACAUCUGCAAGUCCUUCCUCUACAGCGCUGCUAAAUUUGACACUCAGGGAAAAGCUUUUGUGAAAGAAAGCUUGAAAUGCAUCGCAAAUGGGGUUACGUCCAAGGUGUUCCUUGCCAUCCGGAGGUGCUCCACGUUCCAAAGAAUGAUCUCCGAAGUGCAAGAGGAGUGCUACAGCAAACUGGACAUGUGCGGCAUCGCGAAACGAAAUCCUGAAGCCAUCACGGAGGUCGUCCAGCUUCCAAAUCAGUUCUCAAACCGGUAUUACAACAAGCUGGUGAGAAGCUUAUUGGAGUGUGACGAAGAGACUGUCAACACCAUCAAGGACAGCUUGAUGGAGAAGAUCGGGCCCAACAUGGCAAGCCUCUUCCACCUGCUGCAGACGGAUCACUGCGCCCAAGGCCACCCGCGCGCCGACUUCGCCAGGAGACAUCGCCGAAAACUCUAUUUCAGGAACCUCCGAGGUGAGGGGUCCAUCCCAGCCCACGCAAAGCGCAGCUCCGCCGAAAGCGCGUAA